CGGCAACACAACUGUGUAUCUGGAGAAACGUCUCGGUCGCUCGUUAUCCGUUUUCUGACACUAAGUGUACGUUUUUUGUCAGCAUUUUCGCCGCCAACAUUAUUCAAGCUCUUAUUAAAAAAAUCGUAUUUUUAAUCGACUAUUUUUUUGUUAUCGGACGAUUGUUAAUUGUCUGUUUAUUUUUUUAAUUAAUAUGUUUUUGGGGUGAUUACAUUUUUUUUUUUUACAUUUAACAUAAUUGUCCAUUUCUAGUGCUAAGGGUAAACGUGUACGUUAUAAUUGUUUUCUAUAUUUUAUUUUAUUAAAAGUUGGUGCGAGUUGUUCCAAUGUAAUUUCGAAUCAUUCAAUUUUUGUGCAUGAGCUUACGAGAUCCAGUAAUAAGGUAAUUCAAUUUCAACUAUGAAAAAAAUAUUAAUAACUGAAGAAGUUUACAAUUCAGCUAGUUGAAAGGAUAAGACACACCGGCGGUGUUCGUAGAUAACAAUAAAGAAUGGUAACAUCCGAUCAUCACCACCAAACACAAGGACAUCCAAAAUUUAUAGCGCUGUUGAUUUUGUUUAUUUUAGACUAUGGCAAUGGUGAUACGAAAGAAAAGCGAGAAAUAUUCAGUCCAAAAAAUAAAGGUGAACAACCAGGAUCGCCAAAUACAGAUUGGCAACAGCUGUGGUAUUCCAGCUUUGACGAAUUUCAAAAGCUCACCGAACCACUUUUGGAUAACACCACAGAUACCAACCUGACAGUACCUUAUGGUAGCACUGCGUACUUGCAUUGCCGCGUCAGAAAUUUGGGCGAACGAACGAUAUCUUGGGUUCGACGGCGAGACUGGCAUAUACUAACGUCAGGCAUGUUCACGUAUACGAAUGACGAGAGGUUUACGGUUUUGCACGCCGAGGGUUCUGACGACUGGACAUUGCAAAUAAAAUACGUUCAAAAAAGAGACAACGGCACGUAUGAGUGUCAGAUAUCUACUGGAACGGGUAUAAUGUCCUCAUUCAUUAAUUUACAUAUAGUUGUACCUGAAGUUCACAUAGAUGGACCAGUUGAACUUCAUGUUGACGUGGGAAGUAUCAUAAAUCUGUUAUGUAUAAUCGAAAAGAGUCCUCAGCCUCCACAAUAUGUGUUUUGGUAUCAUAACCAAAAAAUGAUCAACUAUGACAAUAGCAGAGGGGGUAUUGUAGUAAAUACAGAAAAUGGAGGCCGAAGCACUAGCAGGCUAACUAUUCACGACGUUGUCGACACAGACAGUGGUAACUAUACGUGUCAAGCUGCAAACGCAGAACCUGCCUAUGUAUACGUCUUUGUUUCUGAAGGUGAUACUAUGGCUGCAAUAUCCCGUCGAAAAUCAACCGCUUCUGGAAUUGAAGUGAUGUUGUGGUUCGUUGCAUUGCCCCUGUUGGUCAUAUCAGUUAGAUAAGAAAUAUAUAUGUUGCUUUUCUAAUUGAUGUUUUGUGUAUGAAAUUUAUUUCAUUAGUUUAAUAUACAUUUUAAGCAAAAAUAAAACAUAUAAGUCACUCAUAUAUUAUGUAAAUAAUACUCGUAAUACAUGUAUAAUAAAUUAAUAAUUGACGAUUAAAAAAAUUUGUUUAUACCUGAUAAAUUUUAUUGUAAUUUAAUGUACGAUUUUCUGGGUAUGUGCUCAGUAGCGAAAAAAUUAGUGAUGAAACUGAACUUUUAUUUGAUUGUCUUGAAUUUUGUAGACAUCAAACAUUUCAUACAACGAUAAAAUUUAUAAUUAAUCUCAUGAGUCUUGUACAACUUGUAAAUAUAACUUUAGUCAUAUAAAGUGUCAUACCACCACAUUCAAUGAAUAUAUGUAACUUCCUAUUUUUAAACUAUUAGUUUACAGUUACCACAAUUACACAAUGCCUAAAUAUUAUUUCCUAUUUAAUUUUACUGUAUACUUUAUUUAUUAAAGCCUUAAUUUUAUAAUGAAAUUGAUUUGUACAGGGUUAAUCAUUAUAAUUGUAUAAAAUUUAUCAUAUUGUUUAAAAAAUAAAGACUUGUGUAACACUGUCGAUAAUUUCUUGAUUUCUAUUUUAUAAUCCUUAAUUGUAAUGUUAUAGUUUAAAAAAUUUUAAUUGUUUUUUAUUCCGAAUAUAAGCCAUAUUUUAAUGAUCGGUUUGAUAAUCCUUUCAAAAAUCUGUUUUAAAUAAGAAAAUGUAGUUUUUUGUCGUUGAUGUUUUACUAGAUAUUAUAUUAUAAUAUUUUAUAACACUUAAUUACAACUAUUGUGUAGUUACCAUAUUUAAAAAAAAAAUUAUACUGUUAAUAAAUAAUACAUUUCUUUAUGGAACCCAAAUGUUAACUUUUUUUUAUGGGUAACAUUUUAUUAAUUUAAUUUUGCUUAUUAAAAACUAUGUUAAUUGAAACAUUAUUCACUAAUAAUUAAUUCUCAUUUAAAUUUACGAAAAUACUUUAAGUUUUAUAAACAUAAUAAUGGAUUUUUUGUAUACUGAAAAGGCUUUAUCAAAUAUAAGGUUAACGAAGGAAGUAAACGAGUUAACUGUAAAAGAUUAAUUAAUCAAAAUAAAUGAGGAUAGUGCUCAAUUGACACGGGUAUUAAAAAGAAAAAAAUUAACUGUUGCUUUUUAUGUUAAAAAUCGAUUAUUGUUAAGCAAAAGUAGAACGCUGACACUCGCUGUUGAAAAAAAUGUUGAUUCCAUAUCUUGAAAGGUUGUAAAUAACAUAUUGCUGUUCAAUACUCAUUUAAAACACUAAUUUUAAUUUAAUUAUAAAAAAAAAUUGUAAACAAUACUAAAUAAUUAUGUAAAUCUUGUCUGCAUGUUGUAAAAAAUUAUAAGUAUACAUUAAUAUCAUUUGUUGUAAAUAUGAUAAUAUUUUAUAACUACUUUAUGAAGCAUUUAUAUAAAUGCCCUUUUAAAUAUUAUAUUGAUGAAUAAAUGAAAAUUAUGAAUCACUCUUUUAUGUUAUAA
Daktulosphaira vitifoliae (grape phylloxera) is the source of this 2933-nucleotide messenger RNA. RefSeq names its product hemicentin-2-like. NCBI's taxonomy places the organism in Eukaryota, Metazoa, Arthropoda, Insecta, Hemiptera, Phylloxeridae. The coding region runs from base 491 to 1414 and encodes 307 amino acids. Gene Ontology annotation, cellular component: neuron projection membrane. The transcript has 10 exons. The record is from RefSeq and is a predicted model, not a curated record. Gene Ontology annotation, biological process: synapse organization.